AUGGAUUAUCCAACUCGCCAUCAAACACUUACCACACAAUCAAAUUGUAAUGUAGUUCCUACACCACAAAGAGAUUAUGAAAAUUCAUCGAGAGUUGUACCUCAAAGACGAAAUAGAGCAAAUUCUCAAAUGACUUUAAUAGAAACAAUGGUCACUCAACUACUUGUUACUACCAAAGCUUUAUUAGAAAGUUUAAAUGGUUGGGCGGCAAAAUAUGUUAAAGAAAAACAAGUUUCUGACAUAUAUGUAAAGCUUGUAAGUGAAUUUAACUCUGUUGUACAAUUAUUUUCUCAAACUGGAGUUGACAUAAGUGAUUUAGUAAAUAUUCCAACAGAUUUAAGAGCAUGCUUAGAAAAGGCAUUGAGCGAAAAUGCCUCACAAAAUGCUUUAGAAAAAUAUCUUCCUAAAAUAAAAGAAACAAUUGUAUCAUUAGUGAAUGGAUUAAGAACAAAACAAGCACUAUACAAACAAAUUUAUAAACCUCCAACUAAUAAUGGUUCUAUUGGUAAUGGCGGUGAUGUUGAAACAGGUCAUGAAAAUAAUUCAUUGCCACCACCAAUAUCAGCAACAGUGGCAACUUACCCUAAAACACAUGCAGCUGAUCCAAUGGAUACAUUAAUACAUACCGAAAACCUUGAACGUCGUGCAUCUAAAAGAUUUUCUGCAUUCAUGAAAAAAGAACCAGGUAAAAGAAAUUCUUCACGUAUAAAUAACCAGGUCGAUUUAAGACCACCUGAACCUGAGCCUAGAGCUAUAGAGAAGCCAAAAGAAGAAAUGGUAAUUACUACAACAAUACCAACAGGUCAAACUAAUCAAUAUAUUAAUGGUUCUAAAGAUGCUACUAUUGCAGUAGUAGAUAAAAUACAAAAUGUAGAUGAAAAAGUAGUAAAACAGAAACAAGCGCAAGAAUCAAAUGUAGAUGAAAAAGUAGUAAAACGGAAACAAGCGCAAGAAUCAAAUGUAGAUGAAAAAGUAGUAAAGCAGAAACAAACGCAAGAAUCAAAUGUAGAUGAAAAAGUAGUAAAGCAGAAACAAGCGCAAGAAUCAAAUGUAGAUGAAAAAAAAGAAAAGAAAAAAGGUAUCAAAUUAUUUCUUCAAUUAGGCAACAAAGUUAAGAAAGUACAAUAUGAGGGAGAUGUUGGUAUACCAACAUUAAGAAUAUUAUUCAUUGAAAAAUUUCAAUACAAUCCAGGAAUGAAUGAUUUUCCUCAAAUCUAUAUAAAAGAUCCAAAUGUUGGAAUAAUGUAUGAACUAGAAGAUUUGAAUGAAGUGAAAAAUGAUUCGGUGUUGGCUUUAAAUAUUGAAGAUUUUGAACAAAUUAAGAAAAACAUUGAUCAAAAUAUUGGUGAACUUACCAAGGAAUUUCGAGAAAUAAAAAAAUCAUUUUCAGAAAAUAGCAAAUUAUUACGACAUGAUGGUAUUGUUGCAAAUACUCCAUCCUCGUUACAUCUGAGUGAAUCACAUUUUACACAAUUGGCAAAUAAAAUUUUAGAGAAUGUGAGUAAACAGAAAGAUUCUGCUGAUAAAAAAGUAACAGAAGAGCUUGUGUUAAAAAUUGUGAAUGAAAUCAAAGACCAGUAUAGCGAAGCACAAGAGCUUCGAAGAGAUUUAGGAGUGAUGCGACAAGUUUAUGCUGAGUUUCAAGAAAAUUCUAAAAAAACACUUGAAACAUUAUCAAUCAGAACAGAAAAUUUUAAAAAAGUAGCGCUAACAAAAAAAGUUUCAUCAUCGAGAACAUUUAUCGAAGCAGGUAAAGCCAAAGUGGAUAGUAAAACAAGAGCCUUGCUUGCCAGUGUUGAUGAUCUUCAAGACCUUAUUGAUAAUCUGAAAUUGGAUGUUAUUCAACGAAGGAGUAAACCUAAAGAUACAACAAUUCAACACGUUAAAAAUGAAUCAAUGAAUGUGCAGAAAGAGCUUUCCUCAUUGCAAGAGUAUCUUAAAUCAGUUACACCAAUGUGGAGAAAGUCAUGGGAAGAUGAGUUGAAUUUGAUUGUUGAUGAACAGAAAUUCCUUAAUCACCAAGAGCAAUUGAUUGAGGAUCUAAUGAACGAUAUUAAUAAAUUGACUGAAGUCUUUGAACAAAUACUUAAAGUCGCAAAUGUUCCCAGAGCCUUCUUUCUUGAACCUCAAGAAGAAGGAUUCGAAGGAUUGAAGGCAGUUCUUCAAGAGGUUAAAGGUAUAGUACCAGAUCAGGAAAGAAGGUUAAAGGCAUUGGAACAAGUAGAAAAACAAAGAGAAAGAGAUUUAGCCAAUCAUAUUGAUGAGUUUGAAGCCGAACUUGGAUCACUUGUAACAGAAAAUAAAUUGAAAAAGACGGGAGGAGCUGAAGAAAUAGAAAAAUUGCGUCAAAAGAAUAAAAAAAAUUUAAUGACAUUACUUAGUACUGAAGCGCCGUCAUCGUUGUCAUCACCGCCACCAUCACCAUUAUCAUAG
Entrophospora candida is the source of this 2433-nucleotide messenger RNA. The record is from the annotation of a GenBank genome assembly. Lineage: Eukaryota; Fungi; Glomeromycota; Glomeromycetes; Entrophosporales; Entrophosporaceae.